AUGCUCCGUACCAACAGAACAGCCGCGCCGUUUGUAACGUUCCAGCGGCUCCGCAGCGCCGGUCGAGCGUGUCCCUCCGGCCCGUGGCGCAGCCCCGCUUGGCCGCCGCGCGCCAUGGGCGAGCGCCGGGGCCGCGCUCCGCCGCAGGAGGCCGUAGGGCCGGAGCGGGGUUUCUCUUCAGAUGCUAUUGAAAAUGACUUUAAACCAAAUGAAGAGCCUCUUCUCAGAAAAAAUCCUCGUAGAUUUGUCAUCUUCCCACUCCAAUACCCGGAUAUAUGGAACAUGUAUAAAAAGGCACAAGCUUCCUUCUGGACAGCAGAAGAGGUUGAUUUAUCAAAGGACUUUCCUCACUGGAACAAGCUGAAAUCAGAAGAAAAAUACUUCAUCUCUCAUGUCCUGGCUUUUUUUGCAGCCAGCGAUGGAAUUGUAAAUGAAAAUUUGGUGGAGCGAUUCAGCCAGGAAGUGCAAAUCCCAGAGGCUCGUUGUUUCUAUGGAUUUCAGAUUCUAAUUGAGAAUGUUCACUCGGAGAUGUACAGUUUGCUAAUAGACACUUACAUCAAAAAUCCCAAGAAACGAGAAUUUUUAUUUAAUGCAAUUGAAACAAUGCCUUGUGUCAAGAAGAAAGCAGAUUGGGCCCUGAGGUGGAUAGCAGACAGAGACUCAACUUUUGGGGAGAGAGUGGUUGCCUUUGCCGCAGUGGAAGGGAUCUUCUUCUCAGGUUCUUUUGCUGCUAUAUUUUGGCUGAAGAAGAGGGGUCUGAUGCCUGGACUGACAUUCUCCAACGAGCUCAUUAGCCGAGAUGAGGGUCUGCACUGUGACUUUGCUUGCCUAAUAUUUCAUUAUUUAGUAAACAAGCCUUCAGAAGAGAGGGUCAAGGAGAUCAUUGUUAAUGCAGUUGAAAUUGAGCAGGAGUUUUUAACAGAGGCUUUACCAGUAGGGCUGAUUGGAAUGAAUUGCACUUUGAUGAAACGGUAUAUUGAAUUUGUGGCAGACCGGUUACUGACAGAACUUGGGUUCUCUAAGGUCUUUCAAGCAGAAAACCCUUUUGAUUUCAUGGAGAAUAUUUCACUGGAAGGAAAAACAAAUUUCUUUGAGAAGCGGGUUUCAGAGUAUCAGCGCUUUGCAGUUAUGGCAGAAACAACAGACAAUGUUUUCACUCUGGAUGCAGAUUUCUAA
Messenger RNA from Emys orbicularis (European pond turtle), 1176 nucleotides. RefSeq names its product ribonucleotide reductase regulatory TP53 inducible subunit M2B (gene RRM2B). The record is from RefSeq and is a predicted model, not a curated record. Gene Ontology annotation, molecular function: ribonucleoside-diphosphate reductase activity, thioredoxin disulfide as acceptor. Gene Ontology annotation, biological process: deoxyribonucleotide biosynthetic process. NCBI's taxonomy places the organism in Eukaryota, Metazoa, Chordata, Testudines, Emydidae. Gene Ontology annotation, cellular component: cytosol. The transcript is spliced from 9 exons. Bases 1 to 1176 code for a protein of 391 amino acids.